Molecule: messenger RNA, 3422 nt
Organism: Oryctolagus cuniculus (rabbit)
Lineage: Eukaryota; Metazoa; Chordata; Mammalia; Lagomorpha; Leporidae
Source: RefSeq, a predicted model, not a curated record
GACCACCCUGCAAGGCCAGGCGGGCGGUGACGGCAGCGUGGAGAUGGACGCCACCCCUGGUGUGGACCUGAGCCGCAUCCUGAACGAGAUGCGUGACCAGCACGGGAAGGUGGCAGAGAACCUCAAGGGCGCCAAGGACUGGUUCUUCAGCACGGUGGGCGGCCGUGUGGGCGCAGGUGCUGCGUGCAGGUGCGCCUGGGACGCUCGCAGACCUGCUUACUGGGCCAGCUGGAAGCACUUUCGGAAACCCAGCUGGGCCAGCCACUGCGCUAGGUGUGAAACGUGGCAACCAGAGAGGCUUGGGGAGGAGGUCCAGGUUUCCACAGCUGGGUGAGGGCUCCCCUCCACGCGUGUUCCUAGGGCGUGUGUAUUUGUGUCCGGCACUCUCAUCCCUGGUAACUCAUACCGAGGCUCCGUGGAGUCCCAGGGAUGGUGCCCGGCAUGGAAAGGAUAAAACUGGUGCCUGUCUCUGAGCGCUGUGCGUGGCAGGAACCACGAUUGCAAGUGCCUGCACAAUCGCAAGUAGAUUCCAGAAGCUCCACCAUGGGCUUGAAGGUGACUGAGGGCAGGAGCCUUUGGGACCACACAGACCGGGAGGGGGGCGGGGUAGUUCUGAGAGUUACCCAGGGUGGGGUGCCCUGUCCCUGCCCCUGUCUUGCAGAUGGAGGAGCUGAUUUGCGAGGUGGCCCCCGACACCGAGGGAGGCCCCACAGAGCAGCGGUGCCGACGUCACCGAACUCCGCGGCUCUGUGCAGAACCUGGGGACGGAGCUCCGGUCCCCGCUUUGCACGGCAAGGCCUCUGUCCUCUUUGUCCACAUCACCCCGGGGUGAUCCACAGCCCCACACAGAUCGGGCCCUCUCUGGGCUGUGCCACCUCUCUCACAGGCCCCAGAAAGUGUCGCUGGAGAACAGCAUGGCCGAGAUGGGGGUGCGCUACGGGGCCGGGGCGCAGCUGCAGGGGCUGAUGGGCGGCGUGGAGCAGCAGCUGUGUCAGCUGUGCUGGGAUGCGGAGUGGCAGAGCCAGGAGUACCAGGUGCUGCUGGACGAGAAGACGCGGCUGGGGCCGGUGAUCGCCGCCGCCCGCCGCCCGCUGGAGGGCGAGGACGCCCUGCGAGUGGGGGCUACGGCUGCUUUCCCCAAAGGCCAUGAGGUUUUCGGGAGGCCACCCCAGCUGCUGCUCCUCCCCAGCAGUGCUCCCAGGGGUCCAGGCUGGUCUCCCUCCCUGUAGCCUGGCCACCAGUACUCCUGGUCUGUGGUUUCCCAGCCCACCUGGGAAGGUAAGAGCCGGCCCUGCCCUGCUCACAGGAGGGGCCCUGUGGAUCCAGAAGGAAGGAGUGGCUGAGAACCCCUCCGGGUGGGAGGGGAGGGGACCUGCUAGGCUGGUGGGUGGGAUAGGGGCUCCUACCUGAGGCUCCUGUGCCCCCGUCCUCCUCCGCCUGCAGUCGUGGUGAGCAGCCGCCAGGACUGCACCGUCAUGGAGGAAGUCCCGGCCAGGUGGUCUUGUCCCACAAGCAGGUGCACUGUGCACCCACUGAGGCCCCUUCUGUGUGACAGCCUGGCCUGCCUGGAGCACCACGGGGCAGCCAGGGCCCCCAGCUCCCAGCCCUCGCUGCUGUGCCCCAUGUACCCGUCUGCACCCCACCCACGAGCUGUGGCUUUCUGUCUCCACUUCCUGCAGCCCCCACCCAGGGGGCCUCCUGGGUCUCCCCCAGUGACCACGAUUCAAGCUUGGCCUGAAGUGCAGUCCGCGUGUGAUUUGUGGUGGGCGCUGCGGCACUGGGGGAGGGGGAGAGGUUAUUGAUCCUCUGCGGUCGGCUCGCCACUGCCAGGCUGCCCGGCCCACCACGGGGCCCCGGGCGGACGCGGGGGAAGGAGGCGGAAGAAUUGAGGGUGGAGGCGUGGGACCGUCUGCCAGGCCAGGGAGGUUUCUAAGAAUCAGUCUGUGGGUCCCUGAUUCUGUGGUUGGCCCCACAGACUUUCCGGGGACCACACCUGUUACACAGGGCUUCUUGCCUCAGCCCAGGGCGGGUUCCAGAGCAGAGGGAGAGGGGCUGGGCAGGGGGGUUUCCACAGGACCAGUCCAGGGCCCUGAUGAAUGACAGGGGGCGGCAGCAAUGAGCCAGCCCAGGGAACCAGACCGGCUCUGCCUGGCUCGGGGGCGUGUGCGAGCGUGGGGGGCGUCCUGUUUGUUUUGGUGGCUUGGCAGCCGCGAGGUUCUUGGGGAAUCUCUCGGCUGCUGGCGGGGGCUGUCUGGGCCUGUCUGGGAGGUAGAAGCCAUCGGCAGACUGAAACACGACCACAUUCCGCCCAGCAGGGCCUGCCGGGACCCCGGGACCCAGGCACGGCUGGGGAUGGGGUGCAGGGCGGGGUGGGCCCUGGGGUGGGGCGUGCAGCCCGCCCUGGGAGGGGCUCCAGGAAGAGCCUGUCUUUAGGCUUUGUACCCCUCUCUGAGGCCUCUUGGGUGUAGAAGGGGGAACAGAUCUCCUGUUACCCCCACAUCCCCCAACCCCGCUCCCCAUCCCACAGCCAAGCACCCCUUUGCCUGCCCCAGCCCAGGACCCCCACCUGUCAGAGGCACAUAGGGAAAGGCUUGCAAGAGGAAGCUGGGCCACCCAGGGGUCCUAGGGAUGGGACGGGGUCAGAAACCUGACCAGAUGGAGGCUGGGCCCCUGGGUGCAUUCCCCGCUCCUGGAGCUCCCUGUGGGUGAAGGGGCAGCCCGCAUGCCCCGCUGUGGGGCCAGGAGGGGCGGUGGAUACUGCAUCCGUCACCCCAGCCCCCGUUUCCUGCUCUGUGACCUGGGCUGGUGUCCUGAGGCUGCCGGGGCUCCCGUGUUGGGCGGUGGCCUGGUGGAUUUAGGUCCAGUUGCCAGGGCAGGUGGGCGCUUGGUGCUGGGCCGCCCUGUGUGUGGAGAGGGCGGGGGCUGCCUGACUUCCUGCCCCAUUUCUCCACCUGCCCCCGGCAUCCAGGUGGGCUGGGCUGGGGUGGCAGCAGCCCGGGAGGGCUGGGUGACGGUGACGUCAUGCCUGCUCCUCUUGUCCGUAUUAGGUCAUGGGAAAGCGUAGCUGGAGGGCCUGCCUGAAUCACAGGUGACGGGCCCGGGACCAGAGACACACACACACGCACAUGUAGCCGCCCAGCACAGGGGUUCGGCGAAAGGAGGCAAAGCCCCAUGAUGGGAGGGGAGGGGGCCGCAGCCACCUGGGAGCUGGCCGGGCGCCAGGGGUGAUGAAAGCCCAGGGGAAUGGAAACAGCGGAGCGCGCCUGUUGUAAUCGCUACGCCCACUCGCCGGCCUAUAAAGGGAGCAGGCGAGCCCCGGCAGCACCACGCACCUCGGCAACUCUUGCCUCCUCUCCAGCCCUCUCGCCCCACGCCUGCCGCCGGCCGCUGCUGCCAUGACCACCACCAUCCGCCAGUUCACC